ACUCCACAUAAAGAGAUAAAAGACAACCCACUUGUUUUUGAAAUAGAUAGAGAUGAUUAUAAGCGAGUUAUGGUUGAUUGUUUUCUUGUAAUUUGGCAAGCUGGCGAAAGUGAUGAAUUUUUAAUGACAAACAACGGAUUUGGAAUCUUUGAAGGGGUGUCCGGAGAAUCAGCUGAAGGAUUACCCUUUCAAUUUCCCUACCAUCGUUUUUACGUUAUCUCUCCAAAGUUAGUAUUAGUUCUCUGUCAUUCUUUAUUCCGAGAAGGAACAUUUGGUAAAUCCAUGUUGUACGAGAAAAUGGGAUUUCGUCGCUCUUUGUUUGAUAAUGACCCUCAUCCACCGGCAACACCAAAUUACGUUGGCAAAGCAGAUGCCUCUCAGAAUGCUCAAAGUUCUAACAUGCCAUUUGACUUAUUUAUGCAUGAAAAGGGUCUCAAAAGG
This is a messenger RNA of Racocetra fulgida, 441 nucleotides long. NCBI's taxonomy places the organism in Eukaryota, Fungi, Glomeromycota, Glomeromycetes, Diversisporales, Gigasporaceae. The record is from the annotation of a GenBank genome assembly.